AUGAUUGCUUCAAGCGUAGUCAUUCUGCUGGCACCAGAUUCCGGUACACUGGCAGCAUUAGAUCUGUGUUACCGUGAUGAUCCUAAUACAUUCAAUCUUCUAACAGAUGCCUUGGCUAGUGCCGUAACAGUAUGUGCUUUCGCGCCUGAAUCUAGACGAUGUCAUCAAAUGCUACUGGUGAUGCAAGCAACGAUUCCCUAUUUUCUGAACCAAAUCGAACAGGAAACUGUGAAACAGGACAGUAGUGUAAGUGCUGUGAAACAUGAAAUAUCCAUUUAUACGACUUUGUGCGUUGAAAUGAAAGCUUUAGUGAAUUGCUGCGAAGUUUUGGCCAGAGGACCUACAAGAACUUUUGAUAUCGUAAAUAGUGUUAGCGAUCGUGGAAAAUCAUUUAUCGCAGAUUCGCCUCAAUUUUUCGAUCCACCGACUGUGAUAGAGGAUGAAACAAAAUUGCAUUAUUCGGGUGUGAAAGAUAAAAAGAGUGUUGCUGGAUGGGAUGCAAUGGAUAAUUCUGAAGUUCAACGGGAAACAUUCCGUCGUUCACGAGACGCACUAUUGGUACUCACUGCCACUUUCAUAGAAAAAGCAGGUCCACGUUUGAAGGAGCUUACAAAGUUAGCUUCCAAUAUUGAACAUAUUAAGAUUCCUGAAUUAUUCGAUCACAAAUGUUAUGCGAAAUUAAGCGAAGUCGCUUUAGCAUUGUUGAAAAUCGCUCCUUAUGACGUGAACACUAUGGCUUGCCUUGGAUUACAAAAAUACUUCGCAGUGAUUUUAUUAGUGACUGACUGGUCCGUUGAAGGUAAUCGAUCUACAUUAAACUUUAUUUUACGCCGUCUUGAUAAAACUGUCCAAAAAAUUGCCAAGAAAAUUGUGCUAAGACGCCGUACUAACUGGCCAGCACUAACAUGUUGGCUGAACGGGUUGCAUCAGACUUUGGUUGCAUAUCCUUAUAUUGCGCAUUUGCAUCCUUUAAAAACAACAACGCAAAUGUGCUUACGCAUAGUGAUUGGUGACCCAUGUACCGAUGAUGUGUCUACCCAGUCGAACAUUGCUGUUUCGACCGUACUGCAUAGCUCAUGUCCACCACAACCUUUCUGCAAUACAGUACUCAAACUUGCAUCAUUUCUAAUGCAAACUCUUGGCUCGACAGUGUUUUCAUUAGAGUACUUGUGCAGCACGGAAGCAAUUGGCCCAACCGCUGAUCGACUCGAAGUUGUUCUCUGUCAGAUUCUGAUUCCACUGUUUCUUCGGGCUGCAGUUUUCAAGAAAGAAAGUCCGCAAUUUCAAAUUAAAGACUUGAUAUUUUGCUUGAAUUUGUUGCAAAACUCUGUAAAUCCACCGUUGGCAAAACAAAGUUUGGCUCCUGUAAUGAGCUCAAAUUUGGCAUCCACAUUAAUGCGAGGAUCCAAUGUUCAUGAUGUUAGCGGUCGACAAGGUUCAGUUUCUGUUACGGAACGUGGACACUCAGCUACUGUCUCAACAUACCGUAUCGUACGUGAAACAGUUUGUCAAGCUGUGUUUUUAGCUCUUAAAGUGAUGAUCAUUGCGUUCGAGAAGCAAAUGACGUCACUCUGGUCAAGAGUGUUGCGAAUUGUUCGUGAUCUGCUAGCAAAAAAAGUCGGUGGCGCUGCUUUAUUUUCCUUUCUGGACUUCAUUAUUGAUGUCAACUUACCAAUAUCACUGAUCGUUUUACCUUUGUUACAAAGCAAGGUGACUCAGAAAGCAUCUACAGAGCAGGAAGCCAUGUGGCAAGGGGAAUUUAAGGAACGUUUGCAUCGGUUAGGGGGUACCUCUGCUGUUGUGAUUCGAGGUUAUGGAGCAUUGUUAUCCGAACUAUCUCAAGAGUUGCAGGCUAUGAAGGAAGACUUUACAGCUAGAGCUUUUGACCUAACUUCGUCUCAUACACCAACAAUUGUAGAUUUACACAGUGAUUCGGGUAGUAUGCAAAGCACUGUAGGCCAUCGUCUCUCGUACUCGCGUGUAGCGAGCAACGAGACACGACGUCCGUCCACUACCACACUUACAAAACCUAGUCGAAUGAUCACUACAAAUCGUAAAGAUUCUCUAAACGAUGGAACUAUUGUUGAGGAUACUGAAGAUGAUAAUUUCCAGAUUCUGUCAACCACUAUCAAUUCUGAGAUAAGUACUUUAACUGGUUAG
This is a messenger RNA of Thelazia callipaeda (thelaziosis nematode), 2160 nucleotides long. The record is from the annotation of a GenBank genome assembly. NCBI's taxonomy places the organism in Eukaryota, Metazoa, Nematoda, Chromadorea, Rhabditida, Thelaziidae.